CCAUCUAGUUCCGAGCAUUUCGGCGGUAAGAAAGCGCGGGUAACGUUACCGGUCUGAAGAAUUCUUUCAAGUGACGGUAGUUGUUUGAAUCAACUAGUUUACGCGCAUUGGUAAUCAAGAAAAAGUGAACCGGCAAAAUGUUUGAAGCACGUUUAAUACAAAGUGCGAUCUUGAAGAAAGUGUUGGAUGCAAUAAAGGAUCUUUUAACCGAAGCAACCUUCGAAUGUUCCGAUUCAGGAAUCCAAGUUCAGGCUAUGGACAAUGCCCACGUUUCCUUGGUAUCACUUAAUCUCAGAAGUGAUGGUUUUGAUAAAUAUAGAUGCGAUAGGAAUUUGUCAAUGGGCAUGAGUGUUGCAUGCAUGUCCAAAAUUUUACGAUGUGCUGGUUCAGAAGAUACUGUCACUUUGCGAGCUGUGGAUAAUCCAGAAAACAUUAUGUUCAUAUUCGAAUCACCGAACAAAGAGAAGCUUGCCGAAUAUGAGAUGAAGCUUAUAAACAUGGACCAAGAACAUCUUGGUAUUCCUGAAACUUCAUACUCGUGUGUUGUAAAAAUGCCAUCCCAAGAAUUUUCCCGUAUUUGUAGAGAUUUAAGUCAAUUUGGAGAAUCAAUAACAUUUGCAUGCUCUAAGGAAGGCAUAAAGUUUAGUGCUUCUGGAGACUAUGGACAAGCUACUAUCAAGUUAGCACAAACAGCGGACGCGGAUAAUGAAGAAGAAGCAGUAGUUGUUAAUAUGCAAGAACCUGUGAAAUUAACAUUCUCAUGCCGUUACCUUAACUGUUUUAUAAAAGCCGGACCACUUUGUGCACAAGUACAACUAUCCAUGUCCAAUGAUGUACCCCUAGUAUGCGAAUACAAAAUUGGCGAUAUUGGACAUAUCAGAUACUAUUUGGCUCCGAAAAUUGAUGACGAUGAAGAAAAUUAAGACUCCUAGGAACAUACUUCGGUACAUAAACUAUAUCAUAGUUAAUGCAGCAGUGUAUCAUAGUAUCGAAUCAUU
Molecule: messenger RNA, 998 nt
Organism: Nomia melanderi (Alkali bee)
Lineage: Eukaryota; Metazoa; Arthropoda; Insecta; Hymenoptera; Halictidae
Gene: PCNA
Product: Proliferating cell nuclear antigen
Biological process (GO): leading strand elongation; translesion synthesis; regulation of DNA replication
Cellular component (GO): PCNA complex
Molecular function (GO): DNA binding; DNA polymerase processivity factor activity
Source: RefSeq, a predicted model, not a curated record